Molecule: messenger RNA, 3935 nt
Organism: Vanessa atalanta (red admiral)
Lineage: Eukaryota; Metazoa; Arthropoda; Insecta; Lepidoptera; Nymphalidae
Exons: 9
Coding region: 122-3919 (1265 amino acids)
Biological process (GO): microtubule anchoring
Cellular component (GO): centrosome
Molecular function (GO): microtubule binding
Source: RefSeq, a predicted model, not a curated record
CCGAAACAAUUUAUUUAAAAAAAAAUUAAAAGUUUUUUAAAUACCCUACCAAUGUUAAUUAAUUCCAUCUAAACUAAAAAUUAACAUGGUAAGAAGUUCAAAAAUAUCAAGUUAAUAGAUAAUGGAUGAUUCUGCAUCCAAAAGAAGUAAUGUCGAAGUCGAUAAAUUGUUUGAUCUUUAUUUAAAAAUUGAAAGUCUCGCAUUUCCUUUAACUCACAAUAAUCAGAAAAAAUCAGUUAUUAAGUACGCCCGACUACCAGACGCCGCCAAAACUACUAACGUAUCAUGUUAUCCUACACAUUACACUUCGGAACCGAGGUUUCGACGUAUUAUUACAAUUGAGGAACCAAGGGUUGGUACAAGGAGAUCUUUAAGAUCAGAAGUUGCAGUAGUGCCAAGGACGAUGACAUCUGAUAUGUGUAAACGAAAAAUAAUCACCAUUGCAGAAGAUGAUGAAAAUAGCCUUCACCCUAAAUUUUCUCAAGAAAUAAGAAAAUCUUUUAAAAACUAUAUACAUAGAGCCGUUGAAACGGAUAUUAAGGAAGAGAAACAGCUGUCUCAGAGAAAAGUGUCAAGAUUAACUCCUACUACUAAAAGUAUGAAAAUACUAACUUUAGAUCCUAAAGAUAAUAAAUCUGCAAUGAAAAACAAUAUAGUAAUUAAUAAAAAAGGAACUGUGGAUUCUAAAUUAGGAAACAAAUAUAAAUACUCAAAAGGAGAUAGUGAGAUACAAGAUUAUGUUAAGAAUAAAAGUUAUAAUGAAUCAACACGAAAUAACAAAAAUGCCAUUUUAUCACCCAAAUUAAGUUUAAGUAAAAAGAUGGUAACCUCACACGAAAGCGAAAAAGAAGUUUCAGUUAUGAAAAACAAAUAUAGAGAUGAUAAUGUACCCAAAGUACCGCCCAAAAAAUCAAUUUCAGAAAAAACAAAAUCAAGCAGAUCCUCAACUAAAUUAUAUCACAAUCGGAUUACACUUUUAAAUGAUAAAAAAGGAAAAAAUAAGCCAGUCACAAUAAUUCAAGUGCCACUUGAUGAAACAAUGAUGAGGCGAGAUGUAGCCUCUGAAAUUUCUCAAGAUACAUUAACUAAUACUGAAAAGACAUUGAAUCAUGUAAAUUGUGCUAUUCAAGCAAUAAACAAUACUACAUUCAAAGAUAUGAGCGUCGGAACUGAUCUAGUGUCAAAAAAGAUAGACCAAGUUACUGAAACAUAUGAAGAUUAUUUAAACCAAUGUUUCGAUGAAAAUAAAACAUUUGAUAGUCUUGACAUACCAAAUGUUAAUUUAACUUAUAAUAAAAACGAUAUACCCAAAAAUGAAAUAUACGACAUGAUUAAUACAAAUGCGUCUGAGGUAUCCUUUAUCAAUACGAAUUCGCAUAAAAGUGAACAAAAAGUUACAGAUUCAUGCUUUCACAAAAGUACUUCUUAUAUUAUUAGUAGAGCAACUUUAACGUGUACAACAAGACAGAAAAUAGAUUUUCAUGUUGUUGGGAAUAAUUCAGUAUUACAAUCACACCUGACUUCUAGUCCAUUUCCUCUGAAUGUCGUGUCGGUAUAUAAGAAUGAAAUAAAAAGUAAGGAUCGUAGCGAUAAUUAUGAGAAUCAUGGUCAUAGCAGGACAGAGAAUAAAUCUCACGAUGACGUAGAAUAUUCAAACGAUAUGACCUCAAUUAAUAGUUCAUACAUCUUUGACAACGAUAAAUUAGUGAAACCGUCCGACUUAAUUAGUACAAUAAAAGUUAAUGACAGUUUAUUACAAAGUGACUUUAUUUGUGAACAGUUCCAACGGGAGCUCAAUUUCAUCGACUCAUUUUUUGAGUCUUUACAGUAUUUAGAGAGUUGUUCCCUCUCUGAUAAAUGCCUUACCGACAAGGAAGUCGAAAAUUGGAUAAACACUAGCCAUGAAUUAAAAAACUUAGAGUAUGGAUCAUUUCUAACAGAAUUUGAAAAUGACGUUGACGAUACCGAAACAAUGGCAUCAAGGAGUCUUUGUUUGCUCAAUUUACUCAUUCGGGAUGAGCAAAGGCGAGCCAAAAAUCUCUUAUCUGUUUUAAAGAAGCGAGAAGAUGCUUUAAAAGACUUUACAAAAUCUCAAAUUAUAUGGUUGGAAAAUAAAAAGAAGCACGAUAACAUAGAUAUAUCGACGUUGAAGAAGAAACAACGUGGUGCUCUACUAAAGUUACAACAUGAGUGUGGUGAAAUGCAACGCAUGCGCAAAGCUCUGCUGACACUAUCAGAGAAACGCAAAUUGGCACUUAUGAAGACUAAAAAGAAUAUUAAACUAAAAUUGAGGAACAGUGUCGAAGUGGAACAAAUUAUAUUAGGCAAGAGAAAAUUAAAACGAAGUACCUCAGCCGAUCGUAACCUAGCUCCAUUGAAAUGUUUCGAACUAUCUAGCAGUGGAUGUGACGACAGCACAACUUCUCGAACGAAGUCAUAUACACCAGUGAUAUUAUCGAACAUGGCAACAAACACCACGAGCGUCGAAAAAUGCGUCCAAACAGGAGAUAUUAUACCAUCACUGCUCCAAGUCGACCAGUCGAUUGACGCGGCAGAUGAAAAUUUUGUAAUAGUCGAUGGUAGCUAUCUUAACAUUCUCUUCCGUGAUUUGCUCCCACAAAUCUUCAGUAGUGGCAAACAGUAUGAAGUUAAUAAAGAAGCGUUAAAGAAUGUAAUACACACCAACAGUAUACCUCAUUUCAAUUUAAACGACGACAGCGUAAUGGGUCAUCUUAUUGAGCAAAUUAAAAACCACGAUUUGGAUAGGCCGUAUACACCUUCAACGGCUCGGAGUCUUGUAGAGGAAUUCGAUCAGAUAUAUAAAGAUCUUGCAGAGGACGAUAGAUCACUAGAGAACUGCUUGGAUUGCAAUUUCAUUAGCGCGAUUGAGGAGAACAAAGAUGCGGUUAUUGAGACGAAUUUAUCAAAAACGGAGGAAAGCGAAUCUGAUGAAAAACCGAACAACUAUCAAAGUGAUGAAGUCGUAUUAGAUCUAUCGAGUAAAAUCUCGUUGGUGGACGAGUCGUGCACGUGUGAACCGAUUAUGGUGUCUGUGGGGACACAAUCACCAAAGGAACGAGACGAAGAAGCGAAUGUAAGUGUCUCAGGACCCUUGCCCGUGCCCGCUGGAGCCGCCGAUGUUAGUGAUGACGUAGCCCCUGAAGUAUCAAAUUGGGUAUCACAAAAGUCCUCGAUGUCGGCUACUAUUUGUAAUGAUGAAAGCAGUUUAAGCAGCCACUCUUUGAGCCCGACCAUCUCUUCUCUCAAUUCUCCCGUUCUAUAUGAAGCCGAAGAAUUACGUCGACAACAGUUGGCUAUUGAAAGAGAGAUAAAGGCGUUAGAACAACAACAAUGCCAGCUACUCGCGGUCCGCGAGAUACCCGAUAAACCUCCUCCCCCAUACACGCCACCUAUCGAACCCCGUGCGCCGAAACAUCCACGAAAGUUUGUUUUCGAUGAAGAGACUGAGCAAAAAGUAAGAGAACUCGUAACGAAUACUGAAAGCACAACGUUCGAUUCGGAUCCAUAUGAAAUAUUCUUAAGAGACUACUGUCAAGAGUCUGUACAACAACAGAAACUGGAAAAAAAUGAAAAAUAUUGGGACACUAGUAAUUUCCUGUCAUCAAAACCCCAGCCUGAUUCGGAGAAAUUGGCUCAAAAGACAGCUCAGGAUCUUAAAGAAGUAUUAUCAAGUGUGGCACCGACUGUUGUAUCAGGUGUAGGAGCAAGGCGUUCGGAUCAUAUCGAUGAUAUACUAUUCGCGGAGUGGCGACGGUGUGAACCCGAGUGGACGUCUCUACACAACGAUGAAGUGAUCGUCAAGAAUCAGGUGUUUGAAAGCAUCUUUCAGAGAAUUCUCACGGAAACAAUUGAUGAAUACAAGAAAAACAUAAUUAUAGCCAACGCGGAUUCCAAUUGAGAAACAUUGUAAAUUU